AUGGGUUGUUUUUAUUCAUCAAUAAAUCAAAUUAACACUGAAAAUGUUCUCAAUUCAAUUGAUGUUUUAUAUUUAACACAAUCAUGGAAUAUUAUUAAAACUCAUAAUCUUCAGAAAUUUGCUCAAGAUGUUCUUAUAAAAACUACUAAUCAAAGUCCAUCACUUCGUCAAUUUUGGAUAUCAAAAAUUCAAGUUGAAGGAAAUAAUUAUGAUUAUAGUCAAAGUGAAUCAUGUUUAAAAACUGAUGUAAGCUGGCAUAUUGGUUUACGUAAAUAUAGUAUUCAACUUAUAUCAAUACUUGAUAAACUUAUAUCAAUUAUUACUAAUGAAAAUCAUGUAAAAAAAGAUAUUCAAUCUCUUGAUCUUUCAGAGAAUAUUUUUCUUAUUGAAUAUGAAUCGUUCAUGACAAUGAAGAAAUAUAUAUUGGAGACCGUUCGAGAAUAUUUGGAAAUGUUCAACUAUAAGUUUACAGAUGAUUAUGAACGAGCUUGGAAUAAAUUUUUAUUAUUUAUUGAACAUGCAAUCAAAAAAGAAAAUAUAAUAAGACAACCAACAGAAAUUAUCAGUGUAUCAGAUACCAACAGUCUACAACACUGA
Rotaria sp. Silwood1 is the source of this 597-nucleotide messenger RNA. The record is from the annotation of a GenBank genome assembly. NCBI's taxonomy places the organism in Eukaryota, Metazoa, Rotifera, Eurotatoria, Philodinida, Philodinidae.